This is a messenger RNA of Varanus komodoensis (Komodo dragon), 1344 nucleotides long. Its product is annotated as volume-regulated anion channel subunit LRRC8D-like. The coding region runs from base 166 to 1344 and encodes 392 amino acids. The transcript is spliced from 2 exons. The record is from RefSeq and is a predicted model, not a curated record. Lineage: Eukaryota; Metazoa; Chordata; Lepidosauria; Squamata; Varanidae.
UGCCAUGGAAACAGAAUAAAGAUUCUUGUACUGAGAGCCGUAGCAGAGUGGUGUGCAAACCAAAACCACAACCAAAGGAGAAAGAGUCUGUGAAAGGGCUGACCACACGGACUGAAAGGGGGAGAGCUGAGAUUGCAUACAAACCGUACCGGACUGCUUGCAGUGAUGCUUACCUUGACAGAAAUGACAUUCCCCAGUGGCAGCCAUGCCCAGUUCCAGACCCUAAAGCCUUGGUGGGAUGUCCUGAUGGACUACUUGGGAAUAGCGAUGAUGAUGGUUUCACUUCUAUCAGGAACUCUGCUAAUCUCAAUUGACCAAAUGACUUGUUUGCCUUUGAAUGACAAGCUGAAUGACUCUACAGCAGCUAGGCUGCAUGUUGGAGUAAGCAGUCUUGCCAUCACAGAAGAGACUCCUGUCACAAACAGUGGCCACUCCAUCAAUCUUGACUACCAGCAGUACCUGUACAUCAGCCAUGUCUGCUAUCAGAAGGCUUUGCCUUGGUUCUCCAAGUAUUUUCCUUAUCUUGCACUUGUCAACUCCUUGAUCCUAAUGGCAAGCAGCAAUUUUUGGUUCAGGUACCCCAAGACUUCAUCAAAAAUUGAACACUUCUUAUCCAUCCUCAUGAAAUGUUUUGAGUCACCUUGGACUACCAAAGCUCUCUCUGAAAUGGCCUGCCAGGGCUUCUUACGCCACUCCAAACCCAUGGAUACUCGAAGAAGUGGAGAACAACUCAUUUCACCAUCCUUCUCCUUCUCCUCCUCCCCCAUCCUAGACUGGAAGGACAGGGAACAAGGCCGGGCUCUGUUUGAAAAGAUCUGCAGAUUCAGAGCACACACAGAAAGCUGUCGCUUGAUUUAUAUGGUCUACACAGGACAGACAAUCUUCAAGGUUGCAAAGAUCCUAACUGUGUUGUGCUACACCUCCAACUGUGUGGGAUCCAUCUCCUUCAAGCAUGUCUGCUGGCCAGACACAGAGAAUCUCAUUGGCUACUCAACUUUCCUCUGUACCCAUAGCUUGGCUUUCAUUCUGCAGAAACUGAUGGCUGUCUAUCUGUUCUUGGUAGUCCUUUAUGGGGUAGUGGGGACUUACCCACUCUUGUGGCUCAUAUGGCAGCCACUGCAGAAGUACUCCUUUAAGCACGUGGAAGAAGACAUCCCAGAUGUGUACAACGAUUUUGCUUUUCUGCUGCACGUAGCUGACCAAUGUGACCAACUAUAUUCUUGGCGGUUUGCUAUCUUCCUCUCAGCCAUAAAUGUGAACUGCUCACUGGAUGUGGGACUUGACCAUGAGUUGAUUAAUGAAGAUUGGGUUGGCCAUAAUUCUCUGGCCCCAACCUCAAAGUAA